UCCAGUAGGAGCGCUGUGGUUGUUUAUGAUGUGCGGGCUGGGUGUAUGUGUGGUGGGGCUCGGGGCUGGCUCCAGGGAGGUGAAGUCACACGGGUGUCUGGUUCGGAGACUCUGUGUGUAGUGUGAGGAGAGCGCGUCCCCGGAUCUCCCCCGUCCCAGCCUCUCCUCCCUCCCGGCGCUCAGCUCGCACCCCUCCUCCGCCCCCACCGACACUGCCAGCCUCAGAGCCAUCUUGGUUGUGACUGAGCAUCUUCUUUUUCUUCCCACAGGCAAGAAACCGAGUCCAUUGAGACACCAUGAAGAUCAAGGAUGGCAAGAAGCCGUCUUUCCCAUGGUUUGGUAUGGACAUUGGUGGAACAUUGGUUAAACUUGCUUAUUUUGAACCGAUUGACAUUACUGCAGAAGAAGAACAGGAGGAAGUAGAAAGUUUAAAGAGCAUUCGUAAAUACCUAACUUCAAAUGUAGCAUAUGGUUCAACAGGCAUUCGAGAUGUACAUUUGGAAUUAAAAGGCUUGACUCUCUUUGGUAGAAGAGGUAAUAUGCACUUCAUUCGAUUUCCAACUCAAGACCUUCCUAGAUUCAUUCACAUGGCUAAAGACAAAAACUUCUCAACUUUGCACACAGUCUUGUGUGCAACAGGCGGUGGUGCUUAUAAAUUUGAAGAAGAAUUUCGGACGAUCGGAAAUCUUCAGUUGCACAAAGUGGAUGAACUGGACUCCUUGGUUAAAGGCUUGUUGUACAUUGACUCUAUCAGUUUUAAUGGUCAGGCUGAGUGUUACUAUUUUGAAAAUGCCUCCCACCCUGAGAGAUGCCAGAAGAUGCCUUUCAAUUUAGAUGAUCCUUAUCCUCUACUUGUUGUAAACAUUGGAUCUGGAGUCAGUAUACUUGCAGUCCAUUCCAAAGAUUGUUACAAAAGAGUCUGUGGAACAAGCCUAGGUGGUGGUACAUUCCUUGGCCUCUGCAGUUUACUGACAGGCUGUGAGAGCUUUGAAGAAGCUCUAGAAAUGGCUUCAUCUGGAGAUAGCACCCAUGCCGACAAACUAGUUAAGGACAUCUAUGGAGGAGACUAUGAAAGAUUUGGACUUCCUGGUUGGGCUGUUGCUUCCAGUUUUGGGAACAUGAUCUACAAAGACAAACGGGAAUCUGUCAGUAAAGAAGACCUUGCUAGAGCCACUCUAGUAACCAUAACAAAUAACAUUGGCUCCAUAGCAAGGAUGUGUGCAGUAAAUGAGAAAAUAAACAAAGUUAUAUUUGUGGGGAAUUUUCUUCGAGUGAAUACCCUUUCAAUGAAACUUCUCGCCUAUGCCCUGGAUUAUUGGUCCAAUGGCCAGUUGAAGGCAUUAUUUUUGGAACAUGAGGGUUAUUUUGGAGCUGUCGGUGCUCUCUUAGGCCUACCGAAUUUCUCCUAGGAAAAGCAGUAUUUACAAAUCGCAAGAAAUCCAUUCUUCCUCGGAAUUUUAACUUGUUUUAUAAUCAGUGGGCACCAAAGGAGGGAACUGUUUCUGUAUAAUAAUAAUUGUCUUAACACUUUUUCAAAAUUAUUGGUAAGCUGCUGAAUGAUGCCAUAAAGGAAACCUUGGAAACUGAUCAUCCCUUAAUCAGCGAGUUUCCUAUUGGUUUAAUAAUACUUUAUAUGGAGCCAGUAUUAAACCGAAUAUCACCCACUGAAAGUACGGGCUAUACAGAAUUUAAUUAUAAUUCUGUAACUUUUGGCAAACUGAUAAGAACCUCCCUAAAACCGCAACAUGUAGUGUAACUUCAGUUGGGGUCAUUCAUAAUUUCACUUUAGUGACCCUUUGGAACAAGAUUUGUUUUCCUCUUCUGAUUGUGGCAAGUUGUAUAAAGUCCAUGUUUCAUCAUUCCGUAAAACAUAUGUGGUUAUUUGUUAUACCACCUAUUUUUAUUUUAUCAUCCCUCUGGUUUGCCACUUUUCCUAGGGAUAAUACGAAAAUAUAAAGCACAUGGAUUUUUUUUUUAAUUAAUUUUUUUUUUUUUUUAAAUAUACCUUUUAGGGGUAUAGAUGACUCUCUCAUUUUAUGUAGCUUGAGAAGAAUUGAGAAGAAUUUUAACAUCUGGCAGGUCUGUUGUUAAUGAAUCAACAAACAGAUAACAUUUUAACAAUGUUCUCAUUCAGCUCUUAGUGCCCCUUCAGUCUCAAAUGUCCAUUCCGUUUAAGGCCAGUGUUAAGAGUGCAUUUAAACGUGUCCUGUCUUGAAAACAGGAUGCAGAUCCGUUUUCAUCCUUGCUAGUGUUUCUUUUUAUGUUGUAUCAUUUUUGAUACUGCAGACCUUUUUAUCUUUUGAGGUAUUCUUAAAACUGGGCAUUGCUUAUUGUUUCCUAUGUUUUUUUUUUUUUGUUUUUUUUCAUUUUAUGCUUCUCAAAGAUUCUGAGCAAGUUUGGUAUCUAUAUGGGAUAAAACAGACAUUCCAGGUCAUCCUGUUGACUGGGACCUGCAAUUUGUUUUGUCAGGCGCUUCAGUUUUGCCAUAAUACUCACUUGUAUUAAUAAUUUUGUGCUUACACUAUCUGCCUUAAGAAAUUGCGACGGUUCCCUGCUAACUAAUGUGCAGUGCUUACAUUGUGAUGGUUACAAGUAUUGCUAAUCAAAUAUUACCUGACUGGAUAUACUAAUGUGCCAUAGGGGAGGGAGCGUUCAGACUGGAUUGUGUAGAGAAAUUAUUUUGGGGGAAAAAGCUGGCACGUCAUUGCUGCUAAUGUUAACUGUGAAUCCAAAGAUUUGUGUAAGAACUGGAAUAGUAAUAGUGUAUAAGUGAAAAGCAUUUAUCCUUCAUUUGUGUAUUGUUUUCCUUUCUUUGUAUUUAACCAGAUCAGGUUUGUAGUUCUCGUCUAUCCCAUUAGAGGUGCAGUUAGAAUGAGGAUUGGACCCUCCCAAAAUAUUUUUAAAGGGAAACAAUGUUUCUUGUUGAAUACAAACCACUUAAAUGUGAGUCAUUUCUCUUUGAAAGCAGUGUAUUUGCACGUAUUCUACUUGGUAAAGUCGUAUCCUGUACACUCUCAUGCAUUUCUCUUGUAUCUCAAAUCCCUGUAUUAAAUUAAAAAUAAUUGUAAGUUCAUAUAAAACAAACUCACAGGAUAAUAUUGUAUUUGGUACAUGUAAGAUAUCACACACUCUCGUUGUAUUGUUUCCUCUUCAACAUAUCUUGGAGACAAUCUACAAUGCAUCUUAGACUGUGUUUUUGCUAAGACAAAUUAAAGCCAGUAAAUGUUGUAUUUCUGCAAUUAAUGGUCCUAACUAUACUUUGUUUUGUUUUAUUCCCACCAGAGUGUCUGUGUUCAUCACUCUAACCCAUGUACUUGGCACAAGUGAUGUGGUACAUGCCAUGUAUUCUUUGAAUUAUUUUUAGUGUAACUAGAAUGCUGAAGAAUACAUGAAUUACAUUGGUGGACAUAUGUCUCUUACAGUAUUUGUGGCACACACGUCUAUAUUUUACACACAUUUGAAAAAGGAUACUGAACAACACAUCCUAUAUGGAUUGAGGGCAUUUUAGUGCUCUUCUCAGACACCUUUGCCUUCACUGGUUUUCUUUGUAAAAUAGCAAAUCUCAUACAGUUAAAAAAAAAAAAAUGUUGGUCUUGAGCAGAAAAGCAAAACGGGGCUGCCAAUUAAUAAGUAAACUUUUGAGACCUCUUUCAGUAGUCAGUAUUUGGAGAAAUAUCGUCAACCUGCUCACUGGAGCUUUUUGUUUGUACAAAACAUAUUUGAUGCCUGUUUUGUUCUGUAUUAAAGUGGAAUUUGAAAAAAAAUUAAGAGUGCUCGCCUAUGUGCACGAACAGUAGAUUUUGGACUGUGGAAGCUCCUGCUUGAUGUUCCAUAGCUGAUCUCUUGCUGCGCAGUAAGGUGCCAUAGGCAUAUGUUGCACAUCGCACAACAUGUUGAACAGUAGUUGAUGGGAAAUGAGGAGACUCCGCCUGUAGACAAAAAUUAGCAGUUUUAUGAGACAAAGUUGUCCUUGCUUUGUCUCAUGUGUGCUGUUUGAUUGUGUUUGCAUUUCAGAGAUAAACAAAGAGCAUUUUAUAAAGAUUGUCUUUACAAAAAGCUCAAAGGUGACAGAAUUGCUUUAAUCAGUAACUUGAAGCGUGCUCCCUCUUCAGAUGCCUAUUUGCUGUUGCAGAAAUGUAGCGUUAUGAAUAGUGCUAGAAGCACUGUUGUAAGGACCACAGUACAUUGCUUUGGGUAAAAGUACAUCAUUUGCCUACUAAACGGCUUAUCUCUUUAGGUAUUCAUGAUUUGCAAGGCAGCAACAUGUGGGUCCAAGAUUUACGGGUUCAUUAGGGGCUUGUUGCUUCUGUAAAUAUGUAUGGUUAUUAUAUUGAAAGUAAUCCGGGUUUUGAAACAUUUAACAAAAUUUAUUGUCUGUUCCUGUGACGUUUAUCUUUUAAUUAAGUAAUUUUUGAGUGAAUAGAAUUGCCAGGUCCUUCUUUACGUGCAUAUCUAGUUCUUCUAUAUCUAUGUGAGCACUCUCUGGUCUUGUGCAAACUCAAAAUACUGCUCUAUUAGUACAAAUAGUCAAAGUUUCAAUCCACCGGGACUUCCUGUGGCCACGGAAGUACUGGAUCUCAUAUAUUUUUGAAUUCUGGGUUGUCAUUUGAUUGCCAGUUGUAUGACCAUUAUUUCUCUCUGUGUAUCUCUCUAUAUAAUCUCUCUCAACUUGAUUAAAGCUCUGCGCAUAUGUAGUGUCUAGUAUAUCUAUUGGUGUUACUCUUGAUAGGCAUACUGGUAGUAUCAGUCCAUCAGUCGGUAGAUUUUAUAUACUGGCCGUUAGAAAUGCAGUGCAAAUUGUUUAAUUGAUCAUCUUUACAUUUGAAAAGUUGCUAAUGCAUAGUUAUUUUUAACACUACAAAUACUGGUUUAGCAAGGUUGUUGCUUCUUUUCUGUGCUACAAGUUUGGUACCCCCACUCCCUAAUGUACACGCAAUUAGCAUUGCUUUUAUUUUUGUGGGUCUUGGAGACUCCUAUGAUUAUUGCACUUGCCUUAAUGCAGUUGAGUAUGUUUUUGCCACAUGAUAAUGUAGUGUGCGGAUCUGUUUACUUGUGUUUUUAAAUAUGUAAAUAUCCAUUUACUAAAAUCUGUAUUACCCACAAAGACCAAAAGGAUAUUUUGAACUGUCAGAUUUACAUUUUGUAGUAAAAUGUUUUGGUUUGUGCCACUUUAUUUUUCUGUAUCAUUGGUCAGAUGAAACAAGCCCCUGUACGUGCAAAAUAAUUCUGAUCUGAAACAUACAUACAUAUAUAUUUAUUAUUUUAAAACCUUCUUCCUAUAUUUAACUGAGUGAAGAUGUGAUUCUUGUUUACUAGUGCUAAUGGAAGAGGCACUAUAGGACAUUUAAUAAUCAAUGUGAAGUUUAGUGUGCUAUGUUUCUCUGUUUCUGUCUCUGAUAUAUUUACGUCUGUUAAUGUUAAGUUGAGUACUAAAUCUUUGGCUACAUCUAAUUUAGACCUUGACCAUACUUGUGCUCUCUAAGAUCCAAAAGGACUUAUUCAAAGCUUAGAAGUCCUACUUUUGGCUUGUAAUUGUUUUGACCAUCGCAUCCUUCCUUGACUUAUAACGUAGCUUAGAGCUGCCUUCCCCCCCAGGAUUGUACUAUGUUUUAUGGACAUUGCCUACUCUCAAACUCACAGAAUACAGCUUUUUAAAGACACAAUUCAUUGAUCUCUUUCAAUGGGUAAGCUGUAGAUCGAUCAGCAAUUCAUUGGUUUGUAAUUAAAUGUAAAGUAGAUUUAAAAUACACAUGCUUUUUUCUGUAUGGGGUAGAGCUAGUGAUUAGGUAUUGACUUUAUGAUUUGGCAAUCCUAGAAUUAUGUAAUAUACAGAUUAUAACCUAAUCAAAACUGAAUGCACAAGUGCUUUAUUAACCAUAUUUACAGAACAAAAUUGGGUUUUUGCCACAAAGAUCAUAUUAAAAGUGUUUUAUACUCUAGCACAGAAUUUCUAAAAUGUUUAAGUGUUUAGGAGCCAGCGAAAUGUCCAAAAUACCCAGGAGCAAGCAGUAACUACAUCAUGAUUAUUCACUACUUGACUUCUUUGUCUGGUAGUGUGCUCUUCAUCCCAAAACGCAUAAGGUUCUUUCACCCCAAAUUAAGGAGAGAAUAAAGGUUUUACAUUUUUGGUGAAAAUCUGAUUUUCCUAGUGCGGCUGUGUUUCCUUUAGUUUUGUGGCUAUUGGCAAUGCAUCCAAAACGUCUCGAACUUUACUCCUGACUCUUAACAUUGUGUCCUGUUGCUAUUUCCUUUGCAUUUUUCUGCCUCUUUAAACUUCAGUUCAAUACAUAUAAGCUCAUAAGAAAAGUUACACAAACUUUUUGCUGUUAAUUUUAUAACCCUUAUUUGAAUCCAACUGGAAGUAGGUUAUACUGCAGUGGGAUUGAGUUUUUUCUU
This is a messenger RNA of Pelobates fuscus (common spadefoot toad), 6396 nucleotides long. It is a transcript of the gene PANK3, whose product is annotated as pantothenate kinase 3. The record is from RefSeq and is a predicted model, not a curated record. Gene Ontology annotation, cellular component: cytosol; nucleus. NCBI's taxonomy places the organism in Eukaryota, Metazoa, Chordata, Amphibia, Anura, Pelobatidae. Bases 297 to 1409 code for a protein of 370 amino acids. The transcript has 7 exons. Gene Ontology annotation, molecular function: pantothenate kinase activity; ATP binding. Gene Ontology annotation, biological process: coenzyme A biosynthetic process.